Messenger RNA from Uloborus diversus, 1176 nucleotides. Its product is annotated as thyrotropin-releasing hormone receptor-like. NCBI's taxonomy places the organism in Eukaryota, Metazoa, Arthropoda, Arachnida, Araneae, Uloboridae. The transcript has 4 exons. Gene Ontology annotation, cellular component: membrane. Bases 1 to 1176 code for a protein of 391 amino acids. Gene Ontology annotation, biological process: G protein-coupled receptor signaling pathway. Gene Ontology annotation, molecular function: thyrotropin-releasing hormone receptor activity. The record is from RefSeq and is a predicted model, not a curated record.
AUGGUGGACUGUGACAACAGCACCUCGCUCUUCGGCACAGAGUGUAACGUGUCUUUGAUGCUAUCCAAAUUCAACAGCACCGGUGGCAACGAUACCAUAUCAGACUCGGGUGACCCCAUAUAUCUGGACCCUUCAUACUAUUCCAUGAAUUAUAGAAUCGUUGGAACUGUUUUUCAAGGCAUAGUAUUUAUAGUUGGUGUCUUCGGCAACAUAAUGGUCGUCAUCGUGGUUUGGCAAACACGAAGCAUGCAUACACCGACCAACUGCUACCUAGUCAGCCUAUCUAUAGCAGAUUUCAUGGUGCUUAUAGCAUCAGUACCUAACGAAAUUCUGGCUUACUACUUGUUAGGUGACGAAUGGGUAUGGGGUCGUUGGGGCUGUGCAAUAUUUAUAUUUCUUCAAUAUUUAGGAAUUAAUGCCUCGUCACUUUCAAUAACAGCCUUCACGGUGGAGCGGUACAUUGCCAUUUGUCAUCCAAUGAAAGCCCAAUUUAUGUGCACGGUGAGCAGAGCCAAGAAAAUCAUCAUCGGUGUCUGGAUCUUUGCCUGUUUUUACUGUAGUCCUUGGCUUUUUCUUACGAAGAUACAGCCCAUAUACUACAAAGGUCACCAGGACAAGGAGACGUGUACUUUUGCGCUUUCGAGAAAGCACUACGUAGGAUACUUCUUUGCAGAUCUGGUAUUGUUCUACAUACUGCCAUUGCUAUUGUCUUGCGUUCUGUAUGGAUUGAUUGCGAGAAUUCUGUUCUCCAAUGAAAUUCCAAAGACGCCAGGAAAGAAAAAUUGCUCAACGGCCAAUGUAUGUAUAGGAGAUUCUAAAAAGACCAAUAGUAGCACCAACGCUCGAGUACAGGUUGUGAAGAUGUUGGUGGUUGUGGUUGCAAUGUUUGCAACUCUGUGGCUCCCUUACAGAGUACUUGUAGUCUACAACUCCUUCGCAACCAACCGUUAUAUGGAGCUUUGGUUUUUAAUGUUCUGCAAGACGAUGAUUUUUAUUAAUAGCGCCAUUAAUCCUAUCCUUUACAACGCGAUGUCUAUCAAAUUUCGAAGAGCAUUUAAAAGAAUGUUAUCUUGUGGCCAACGAACUCAACACGUGAGGAGAUCUCCAGGUGAAAGAAUUCGGGAUUGCCACAUGAACACCAUCAAAAGAAGUGGUUUUGGGUUGUUUCGUUUUUAA